CCCCAGCACCUCACAGGCCCGACAGUGCUCCUCUUUUGCCUUUGUGUCUGCAGAGAGAAGGCUUGAAGGAGUGCUCACGGGGAGAAACAGUUGCUAGGUCCUGAGGAUGCUUUUAGAAGUUGGAUUUCUCUGCACGACUUGGGAUGCUUGAGAAGUGCUGCUGACGGACCAACUUUUAUCUGCAAAACUUUUCUGCAGCAUUUCCUACACUCCCCUUCCUCUUUUAAAGGGCUUAGGUAACCUUUUUGAUUGUGUAGUUUUAUACCGUGAAACUGAACCCAAACUCGGGGGUGUGUGGUAGCUCCGCACCAUGCUCUCCCUGUGCUUGUUCCUGCUCUCCUGCCUGAGCUUUGUGCCUCUGGCCCCGGCCGAGAAGGGCCUGGAGUUCCCACAGUAUGACGGGAAAGACCGCGUCCUAGACAUCAAUGACAAAAACUACAAGAAAGCCUUGAAGAAGCACAGCAUGGUGUGCUUGUUCUACCAUGGGCCCAUACCAGACAACAAGGAGCUGCAGAAAAAACACCACAUGACUGAGCUGGUGCUGGAGCUUGUAGCUCAGGUUAUGGAGGAGAAAGACAUUGGGUUCGGAAUGGUUGACUCGCACAAAGAUGUAAAGGUGGCAAAGAAACUGGGCCUGGAGGAGGAGGGCAGUGUGUAUGUCUUCAAGGCCGAUCGGGUGAUUGAGUUUGACGGCUUGCUCUCGGCUAACAUUCUGGUGGAGUUCUUAUUGGACCUGUUAGAGGAGCCGGUGGAGUUGAUAGGAAAUGCUUUGGAGCUGAGAGCCUUUGAUAGGAUGGAGGAAGACAUCCGCCUCAUCGGCUACUUCAAGAACGAGGACUCUGAGCACUACGAAGCAUUUAAAGAGGCUGCAGAGCAGUUCCAGCCCUACAUUAAGUUCUUUGCCACAUUUGAGAAAUCUGUGGCCAAGGAGCUGACACUGAAGCUGAACGAGGUGGAUUUCUAUGAGCCCUUCAUGGAGGAGCCAGUCACCAUCCCGGGCAAACCUCACUCUGAGGAGGAGCUGGUAGAAUUUAUAACCGAACACAGACGACCUACUCUGAGAAAGCUGCGCGCAGAAGAUAUGUUUGAGACCUGGGAGGAUGACAUAGAGGGCAUCCACAUUGUGGCUUUUGCAGAGGAGGAGGACCCCGAUGGUUACGAGUUCUUGGAGAUCCUGAAGGAGGUGGCAAGAGACAACACCCACCUACCUGACCUCAGCAUCGUCUGGAUCGACCCUGACGACUUCCCCCUGCUGAUCCCCUACUGGGAGAAGACCUUCAAGGUGGACCUGUUCAGACCACAGAUCGGAGUUAUCAAUGUCACAGAUGCCGACAGCGUGUGGAUGGAGAUGGACGAUGAGGAGGAUCUGCCCACUGCAGAGGAGCUGGAGGACUGGAUCGAGGAUGUUCUCUCUGGCAAAGUUAACACUGAGGAUGAUGAUGAUGACGACGAUGAUGACGACGACGAUGAUGACAAUAAAGAUGGCGAUGAUGACGAUGACGAUGACGACGACGACGACGAUGAUGACGACGAUGAUGAUGACGAUAGCGACGACGACGACGACGACGACGAUGAUGAUGAUGACGAUGAGUAAUCUAGCCUAGCAAACUAGCCUAAUGCUAGUAAGUGUUGACUCUUCUGUGUUUUUCUUCAGGCUGAGUUCAACAUGGAUUUCAGAUAAACUACUGUACAGUAAAAUGACUUUUCACAAAUAAAACAAUGCCAGAUUUGUACUGAAUAUUUCUGCUGAUAUUAAUAAAUCUAUUUAAUAUCCAAAA
This is a messenger RNA of Epinephelus moara (kelp grouper), 1778 nucleotides long. RefSeq names its product calsequestrin 2 (gene casq2). The record is from RefSeq and is a predicted model, not a curated record. Lineage: Eukaryota; Metazoa; Chordata; Actinopteri; Perciformes; Serranidae. Gene Ontology annotation, cellular component: sarcoplasmic reticulum lumen. The transcript is spliced from 11 exons. Bases 311 to 1594 code for a protein of 427 amino acids. Gene Ontology annotation, molecular function: calcium ion binding. Gene Ontology annotation, biological process: regulation of cardiac muscle contraction by regulation of the release of sequestered calcium ion.